Messenger RNA from Daphnia pulicaria, 832 nucleotides. RefSeq names its product solute carrier family 22 member 2-like. Gene Ontology annotation, biological process: transmembrane transport. The coding region runs from base 29 to 532 and encodes 167 amino acids. The record is from RefSeq and is a predicted model, not a curated record. The transcript has 4 exons. NCBI's taxonomy places the organism in Eukaryota, Metazoa, Arthropoda, Branchiopoda, Diplostraca, Daphniidae. Gene Ontology annotation, molecular function: transmembrane transporter activity.
GGUUGAAAUUCCCGCCUACAUAUUUGGCAUGUUUGCCGUGGAGAAAAUUGGACGCAGACCUAUGCUAAGCAGCGGUCUUUUGUUAAGCGGUUUAAGUUGCAUGACAGCAGGUCUUGUUCCUACAGAUGUGGCCUACAUCAAAACAAUUUUUUCGCUGAUUGCCAAGUUGUUCGCUGCUUGCGUAACCGCCACUCUGUUCUCGUACACUUCAGAACUUUUCCCAACGUCGUCCAGAAGCGCAAUGGUUGGAUUGUGUUCCACCAGCGGCCGAAUCGGAGGGAUUAUUGCUCCAAUAAUUUCGGAUUGGGGGAAAAAUAAUGGACAAACCAACAUACCAUUUUUCAUUUUUGCCACCAUCAACAUAUUAAUUGGUUUCUUGAGUCUUCUACUUCCGGAGACUAAAGACACAGCUUUCCCGGCUACAAUAAAAGAAGCAAUUGAAAUGGAAAAGAAUUCGAUUGUCCUUCAGUUCUGGAAGAAAACUGAACGUAGACAGCACACACUAAAGGACAACGCUGAUGACGUAUACUGAAAAACGCAAAUGUUUCUAGAUUCAUUAUUCGUUUUAUUUAAUUAUUUCAGUUCCGUAUUUUCAUUCGUUUUUGCCCAUUUGAAAAAUACCCACAUAACAAUUUGAAUUAUUGUAAAUCGCGAAAUCUUGCCUCGACUUUUAAAUCCUUAAAUAUGCUCUGUCUAGCUUGUGUGUUUACACAAACGCACUUGUAUAGCCACCACAUAACUGGAUGUGGAUGUAGACGAAAACAAGUAAAAUAAAAUAUCUCCUGUCAAGAAAACAAAUAUACGUGCAGUAGACUAUAGGCUACAACUGCAA